CCUCUCUCUCACUUUUUGCUUCUCCUAACAGUCUUCGAAAAUCAAAAUACUCUUUUUUUUUUCUUCUCUAAUAUCUAUUCAGAAGGUCCAUGGCGUCGAACAAUGGCAUCCCCAGCACCGGCAACGGCCUCAUCGUCAGCUUCGGCGAGAUGCUAAUCGACUUCGUCCCCACCGUCUCCGGCGUGUCCCUGGCGGAGGCACCAGGUUUCAUCAAAGCCCCCGGCGGUGCCCCCGCCAACAUGGCCAUCGCCGUAGCCAGGCUCGGCGGCAAAGCCGCCUUUGUCGGAAAGCUCGGCGACGACGAGUUCGGUCACAUGUUGGCCGGGAUCUUGAAGGAGAACGGUGUCCGCGCCGACGGCAUUACAUUCGACGAAGGCGCACGCACUGCUUUGGCCUUCGUGACCCUACGCGCCGACGGAGAGCGUGAGUUCAUGUUCUACAGAAACCCAAGCGCUGACAUGCUCCUCAAGCCCGAAGAGCUCAACCUCGAACUCAUCAGAUCUGCAAAGGUAUUCCAUUUUGGUUCGAUAAGCUUGAUCGUGGAGCCAUGCAGAUCGGCACAUCUAAAGGCAAUGGAAGUUGCCAAAGAGGCUGGUUGCUUGCUUUCCUAUGAUCCAAACCUCCGUCUACCACUGUGGCCCUCGGCGGAGGAAGCCCGUCUGCAAAUAAUGAGCAUAUGGGAAAAGGCUGAUUUGAUCAAGGUCAGUGAUGUUGAGCUUGAGUUCCUCACAGGAAGUGACAAAAUUGAUGAUGCUUCUGCUAUGUCAUUGUGGCACCCCAAUUUGAAGUUACUCCUUGUCACUCUUGGUGAACAUGGUUCCAGAUACUACACCAAGAAUUUCCAUGGAUCAGUAGACGCUUACCAUGUCAAUGCUGUUGAUACAACUGGCGCCGGUGAUUCCUUUGUUGGUGCUCUAUUGUCCAAGAUUGUUGAUGAUCAAUCCAUACUUGAAGAUGAACCAAGGUUGAGAGAAGUACUCAAGUUUGCAAAUGCAUGCGGAGCAAUUACAACUACUAAAAAGGGAGCAAUCCCCGCCCUUCCCAAAGAGGCUGAUGUGCUGAAACUGAUCAAGGGGGCAUAGAAUCUUUUUAUGAGAUUACUAGCAUGAUUUCCGUGGAGUUGCUGGCUAUUAAUUUUGGAGGGAAUUGUCUCUUGGUUUUCUUUGUUUCUUUUCUUUUUUUCACCCGUUUUCUGCAUUGACCGAAGGAUAAUGUGCUUUCAGGUUUUGCCAAAUAAUGUUUUUUUUUUCAAGUUCUGAGAUUAGUUGUUGAAUGAAAUUUGGAUUCAUAAAUUACACAAGUAUUAUUCGAGUUU
Messenger RNA from Gastrolobium bilobum, 1315 nucleotides. RefSeq names its product probable fructokinase-4. The transcript is spliced from 4 exons. The record is from RefSeq and is a predicted model, not a curated record. Gene Ontology annotation, molecular function: fructokinase activity. Lineage: Eukaryota; Viridiplantae; Streptophyta; Magnoliopsida; Fabales; Fabaceae. The coding region runs from base 90 to 1082 and encodes 330 amino acids. Gene Ontology annotation, cellular component: cytosol. Gene Ontology annotation, biological process: fructose metabolic process.